This is a messenger RNA of Salvelinus namaycush (lake trout), 1989 nucleotides long. Its product is annotated as polysialoglycoprotein-like. The record is from RefSeq and is a predicted model, not a curated record. The transcript has 7 exons. The coding region runs from base 1 to 1989 and encodes 662 amino acids. Lineage: Eukaryota; Metazoa; Chordata; Actinopteri; Salmoniformes; Salmonidae. Gene Ontology annotation, cellular component: apical cortex; protein-containing complex.
AUGAUCAUGGGAGGUGUGAGAGAAUUGCUGCUCUUUGUGUUGACUGUGGGGGUUGUCAAAGUUUCUUGUUACCCUGUUGGAAAGUCCCAGAAGCAAGAUCAAGUCUCUCUGCAGAGGAGACUUGGAGAGCUGUCAUCAAAUGACGUCUCCAUUGUGCAUGCCCUGGCCUUGCUCCGAUCCAUAGGGUCUGACGCAAAACAAGACAGAGAAGAGUAUUUUGAGACUAAUGAAGUAGAAUCCCAAGCUUCUCCAAACCAUGGUAGCUCUCCGGCAAAUGAUGCCCUGUCCUCUGACGACGCUACCUCUGAAGCUGCCACUGGCCCGUCUGACGACGCUACCUCUGAAGCUGCCACUGGCCCGUCUGACGACGCUACCUCUGAAGCUGCCACUGGCCCGUCUGACGACGCUACCUCUGAAGCUGCCACUGGCCCGUCUGACGACGCUACCUCUGAAGCUGCCACUGGCCCGUCUGACGACGCUACCUCUGAAGCUGCCACUGGCCCGUCUGACGACGCUACCUCUGAAGCUGCCACUGGCCCGUCUGACGACGCUACCUCUGAAGCUGCCACUGGCCCGUCUGACGACGCUACCUCUGAAGCUGCCACUGGCCCGUCUGACGACGCUACCUCUGAAGCUGCCACUGGCCCGUCUGACGACUCUGACGACGCUACCUCUGAAGCUGCCACUGGCCCGUCUGACGACGCUACCUCUGAAGCUGCCACUGGCCCGUCUGACGACGCUACCUCUGAAGCUGCCACUGGCCCGUCUGACGACGCUACCUCUGAAGCUGCCACUGGCCCGUCUGACGACGCUACCUCUGAAGCUGCCACUGGCCCGUCUGACGACGCUACCUCUGAAGCUGCCACUGGCCCGUCGUCUGACGACGCUACCUCUGAAGCUGCCACCGGCCCGUCUGACGACGCUACCUCUGAAGCUGCCACCGGCCCGUCUGACGACGCUACCUCUGAAGCUGCCACCGGCCCGUCUGACGACGCUACCUCUGAAGCUGCCACCGGCCCGUCUGACGACGCUACCUCUGAAGCUGCCACCGGCCCGUCUGACGACGCUACCUCUGAAGCUGCCACCGGCCCGUCUGACGACGCUACCUCUGAAGCUGCCACCGGCCCGUCUGACGACGCUACCUCUGAAGCUGCCACCGGCCCGUCUGACGACGCUACCUCUGAAGCUGCCACCGGCCCGUCUGACGACGCUACCUCUGAAGCUGCCACCGGCCCGUCUGACGACGCUACCUCUGAAGCUGCCACCGGCCCGUCUGACGACGCUACCUCUGAAGCUGCCACCGGCCCGUCUGACGACGCUACCUCUGAAGCUGCCACCGGCCCGUCUGACGACGCUACCUCUGAAGCUGCCACCGGCCCGUCUGACGACGCUACCUCUGAAGCUGCCACCGGCCCGUCUGACGACGCUACCUCUGAAGCUGCCACCGGCCCGUCUGACGACGCUACCUCUGAAGCUGCCACCGGCCCGUCUGACGACGCUACCUCUGAAGCUGCCACCGGCCCGUCUGACGACGCUACCUCUGAAGCUGCCACCGGCCCGUCUGACGACGCUACCUCUGAAGCUGCCACCGGCCCGUCUGACGACGCUACCUCUGAAGCUGCCACCGGCCCGUCUGACGACGCUACCUCUGAAGCUGCCACCGGCCCGUCUGACGACGCUACCUCUGAAGCUGCCACCGGCCCGUCUGACGACGCUACCUCUGAAGCUGCCACCGGCCCGUCUGACGACGCUACCUCGGCAGCUGCGACCGGCCCGUCUGACGACGCAGCUGCGACCGGCCCGUCUGACGACGCAGCUGCGACCGGCCCGUCUGACGACGCAGCUGCGACCGGCCCGUCUGACGACGCAGCUGCGACCGGCCCGUCUGACGACGCAGCUGCGACCGGCCCGUCUGACGACGCAGCUGCGACCGGCCCGUCUGACCCGUCGACCGGCACGACGCAGCUGCGACCGGCCCUAUUGUUUUGA